Messenger RNA from Abrus precatorius (Indian licorice), 3224 nucleotides. Its product is annotated as probable receptor-like protein kinase At5g24010. Bases 270 to 2741 code for a protein of 823 amino acids. Gene Ontology annotation, molecular function: transmembrane receptor protein tyrosine kinase activity; ATP binding. The record is from RefSeq and is a predicted model, not a curated record. The transcript has a single exon. Gene Ontology annotation, cellular component: plasma membrane; plasmodesma. Gene Ontology annotation, biological process: protein autophosphorylation. NCBI's taxonomy places the organism in Eukaryota, Viridiplantae, Streptophyta, Magnoliopsida, Fabales, Fabaceae.
GUGUGAAACGUCCAAAAACAUACAGGUUCUAAACAAAUUACCAUCAAAAGCAAUUCCUUUGACUUUAGUGACCAAAUUCAUGUAUUUUAUUACAUCUUCCAUCUCAAAUCUUCACUGAGACUGAAGUCACUGUCUCUCUGUCUAUGUUGUCUUCUUGUUGCAGUUCUGGUCACUUUUCCUUUUUGUAUCCUCUUGCUACUCAUGACAUGGGUUUUCUUUAGCCUGAUACUCACACUCUUCAAGGAACCAAAAUCCCAAGCCACUCUUACAUGGACACCCAAAACCUCAUUAUACCUUUAGUCUUUCUCUUUUUCAUACCCUCCUUAGUUUCCUUCACUCCUACAGAUAACUACCUUCUUAGCUGUGGAACACACAGCAAUGUUUCUCUCUUCAACCGAGUCUUCAUGAGCGAUUCCAACAACCCAGGCUCCACUUUUCUCUCUGCAGAUAACACCAUUUCACUCACAUACCAAAAGCCACCUCAAAAUUUGCCCACUUUGUACCGCACAGCCAGAGUUUUCAGAAGCACUGGGAGAUACACGUUCAACAUGAAGAAAAACGGUACCCACUUGGUGCGUUUUCAUUUCUCCCCCUUUAAAGCUCAAACUUUUGAUCUGAAAUCUGCGAAAUUCAGUGUCUUUCUUAAUGGGAUUUCGGUCAUGCGCAAUUUCCAGCCACCUAGUGAUGUUCUGCUCAAAGAGUUUAUUUUGAAGAUAGAAUCAAACUCGCUUGAAAUUUUGUUUAGACCUGUUGGUAACUCAGGUUUUGCCUAUGUUAAUGCUGUGGAGGUGUUUACUGCCCCUGUGGAUUUUGUUAUAGAUUUUGGAGCCAGGUUGGUUGGUGCUUCUGGGGUAGAGGAGUAUAGAAACCUUUCAUCUCAGGUUUUGGAAACUAUUCAUAGGAUUAAUGUUGGAGGUUUAAAAAUUACUCCUUUCAAUGACACCCUUUGGAGGACUUGGAUUCCUGACGAGGAUUAUCUGGUGUUUAAGGGUGCAGCUAAGCCCGCAGUUAGCACUAACACACCAAAUUACCAAAAGGGAGGUGCGAGUAGAGAGAUCGCGCCUGAAAAUGUUUACAUGACUGCUCAACAGAUGAAUAGGGGAAACUCAAGUUUAGCUUCAAGGUUCAACAUAACUUGGAAUUUCCCUGUGUCUCCUGGUGGGGUUCCACACUUGGUUAGGUUGCAUUUCUGUGAUAUUGUUAGUCCUGCCCUCAACUUGCUUUACUUUGAUGUGUAUAUCAAUGGGUACAUUGCAUAUAAGGAUCUUGAUUUGUCAACCCUCACAAUCCACACGCUUGCGUCACCAGUGUAUGUGGAUUUUGUCGCAAAUUCAGAUAAUUUAGGUGUCAUUCAAGUAAGUGUUGGUCCUUCUGACCUGAGCAGUGCUAUAAGAAUGAAUGCUAUAUUGAAUGGUGCAGAGAUAAUGAAGAUGGUGAAUGAUGUAGAUACAAAUACUGUGCAUAGGAGGAAGAAGUUGCGGGUGUUGGUGGGUUCCAUUGUUGGAGGAAUUGUUGUUUCACUUUUAGUGAUAACUGCUUUUCUACUUGUUAUUAAAUGCAGGAACAUGAAACCAAAACAGAAGACAGUGGACAGUGUUGGAUGGACCACUUUGGGCAUGUUUAGAGGGAGUUCCCUUAGUAGAACAUCUGAACCUGGUUCUCAUGGAUAUCUUGGCUUGAAGAUCCCUUUUGCUGAAAUCCAAUCAGCAACAAACAAUUUUGACAGAAAUCUGAUUAUAGGGUCCGGUGGGUUUGGCAUGGUAUACAAGGGAGUGCUCAGAGACAAUGUGAAGGUUGCUGUCAAGAGAGGCAUGCCGGGGUCUAGACAAGGCCUUCCUGAAUUCCAGACUGAAAUAACCGUUUUGUCAAAAAUUCGCCAUUGCCACCUUGUUUCACUAGUUGGUUUUUGUGAAGAAAAUUCAGAAAUGAUACUUGUGUAUGAGUAUGUGGAAAAAGGUCCACUGAAGAGGCAUUUGUAUGGUUCAGCACUACAACCACCUCUAUCAUGGAAGCAGCGUCUUGAAAUAUGCAUUGGUGCAGCUAGAGGUCUUCACUAUCUUCACACUGGUUUUGCUCAAGGAAUCAUCCACCGUGACAUUAAAUCAACUAACAUAUUGCUUGAUGAAAACUAUGUGGCCAAAGUUGCUGACUUUGGUCUUUCAAGGUCCGGGCCAUGUAUCAAUGAAACACAUGUGAGCACUGGUGUGAAAGGUAGUUUUGGUUAUCUUGAUCCUGAGUAUUACAGGAGGCAACAACUUACAGAUAAAUCAGAUGUUUAUUCAUUUGGAGUUGUGCUUUUUGAGGUUCUUUGUGGUAGACCUGCUGUUGAUCCACAUCUCACUAGAGAACAGGUGAAUUUGGCAGAAUGGGCACUUGAAUGGCUGAAUAAGGGAAUGCUGGAGCAUAUUGUUGACCCUCAUCUUGUUGGACAGACCAAUCAAAGCUCAUUGAAAAAAUUUUGUGAAACUGCAGAGAAAUGUGUGGCUGAGUAUAGUGUUGAUAGGCCAACGAUGGGUGAUGUCUUGUGGAAUUUGGAAUAUGCACUUCAACUUCAAGAAAGUGGACAACAAAGGGAGCCACGUGCUGAUAGUAGUAGUAGUGAAGCUGUGAGUAUGACAACUACAUUUAUUCAUGGAAAUCCUUCUACCAACGGAAGAGCAAAGAGGGAUUAUGAUAUUGGUUCUUCAGACAUAAGUACUAGCCAAGUGUUUUCCCAGUUAAUGAACAAUGAAGGCAGAUAGAGAGAGCUGUAUGUUGCAAAUAUAGCAGUUCUUGCUGAUGUAGUAAAACAAAAAAAUCACAUAAGAGGUAUUAAAUCAUUACCAAGGCUUUCAUAUUCUUUUUUUUCCUGGAAGUUUUCUUUUCUUUUAAAGAAAUUGCAUCAAAACCAUAGUUACCAAGAUUUACUAAUGGAAAGCUCCUUAUAUGGUUUAUAUCAUUUAUGUUAUACAGCAAUGCAUUAUUUAUUUCAGUAUUUUUUUAUUUCAAUUCCAAUCCUUAGUGUUCCGGUGGAUGAAGUCAUGAACCGUCACGUCACAUAUAUGUAUUGGUUUUCUUUUAGAACUUUCAUGAGACAAAAUUGGAUAUUGUAGAAGCUGGGUGGAAUUUUAGAUGGCCCAAAUCUCUUAUCAGUUAUCGCCAUACAGGGUUUUCAGAGCAGGUGUUCAUUGUUCUUGAACAACUUGCUAUAGAGAAUAGAAACUAUUCAAAUAGAGCUUGUUUAA